CUUGAUGAAAGAUUUAAAAUUACUAGAUAGUGUCAAAAUUUAACUAAAAAACAAAUAAAGUCUAACAAAAAUUGAUGAAGGACUUUAAGCAGAUGUAUAAAUGAAAAAAUAUUAGAUUUAUGAAUUGCCUUAUAAAGACUUGUAUUAUGCUAUCAAAGUAUUUAAGGAGGCAACAUCUCAAGAGGAAAGAAUUGGAGAAGUUUAAGCCAGCCAAAAAAUCAAGAGUAAAUAUAUUAUAGUUUAUGUUUGGUAAUAUCAUAUAUUUAACAUUUUUAGUCAUGACCAAGAAAAAUUUGAAUGGAUAUUAUAUGAAAAAUUUGGUGACUAUAAUCUGCAAUAAUACCUUCAAUAUUUUAAACUAGAAUAAUAUCACGUUAACUAUAUUUUUACUCAAAUUAUUGAAGGAUAUCAUGACAUUUUAUCGUCUGGAUAUUACCACUGUGACUUAAAGACGGCAAAUGUGUUAGUGAAUUCAUCCACAUUAAACAUCAAAAUAUGUGAUUUAGGAUUUGCAAAUUAAAUACAACAAAAGAUAAAUUGCCGAAGAGGAUCAAGAGGAUAUUUUGCUCCUGAAUUCUUUCAGGACGAUGUCAUUAGUCUUAAUGAGAAGACAGAAGUAUUUGCUUUAGGAGUCAUAUUGUAUUAGUUGUUAACAAAUGAAUUCCCUUAUACUAAUUAAAAUAACUGUUUAAAAUGGAUAUCAAUAACAAAAAGUAAUUGGAAAGAUUUUUGGAAAAACAAAAGAAUUCAUUAGUAAUAUAAAGAAAUAAUAUAGAAUAUAUUUGAAAUGGAUCCUAAUAAAAGAUGUAAUAUAAAUUAUUUAUAAAACAUCUUUCAUUUUUGA
Paramecium octaurelia is the source of this 844-nucleotide messenger RNA. Lineage: Eukaryota; Ciliophora; Oligohymenophorea; Peniculida; Parameciidae. The record is from the annotation of a GenBank genome assembly.